AUGACACAUGGUAGCAAUUAUUUCACUCACUCGCUAUCUUAUUCUCUAUUGUACUGGUCACUUUUCUUACAAACUUUAUUCGGCGGUUUCAUCUUCCGGAACUAUAACACACUUCGUCAAUUAUGGUGUAGGAGGCAAUUGUUUAUAUGUGUACAACUCCUAGUGUGGUUUAUUCUCCAAGGACGGCUCAACACGAAGGAGAGAUUAUUCAGAUUUGGGCUCCAUGGGAUUGAAGAUAAUUUGUGUGUCUUUUGCAAAGAAGAGCCAGAGACGGUUGAUCAUGUCAUUUUCGGAUGCAGCUGGAUGGACGCUCCUUUCAUCAAGUUUGAUAAAAAGUUGUGGUGCUCCCUCUUCUAUGUGACAGCAAGGUCCAUUUGGUGACUGAGGAACAAAAUUGUUUUCGAGAAGAUUGUCUCAAGUUAGGAAACUGAGAAGAGACUCUUGCUGUGGAGGCUAGGUUCAUGGGCCAAGGGAUGGUGUCCAGAGUUUCUUUUUUUACCGGAACAAAUUUAUGAGAAGCUGAGCCGGGUUAGAAGAUGGACUGACAUCAAGCAUAAGACUAAGGUUGCAAUCAAAGACCACUAAUGAGGUUCGUCUUUCCCUCGGUUUGAUGUAAUGCUUUGUUGGCCUUGCUUGCUUGGUUGCUUGAUGGCUUUUGCUUUUGGUGUGAGUUGUGGUGUGAGCUUUGGCCGUUUGAUUGUUUUUGCUUUUGGUUUUUUUGUUGGUGCUUAGUUUUUUCGCUGGCCUUGGUAGGUUUGUUUUUUUGUUGGGGUAUUGAUGUUGAACUCUUGCUCACCAUCUUUUGGUUUGAUCCUACUUUUAUCAAAAAAAAAAAAAAAAAA
Molecule: messenger RNA, 842 nt
Organism: Salvia hispanica
Lineage: Eukaryota; Viridiplantae; Streptophyta; Magnoliopsida; Lamiales; Lamiaceae
Source: RefSeq, a predicted model, not a curated record